Molecule: messenger RNA, 1278 nt
Organism: Hibiscus syriacus
Lineage: Eukaryota; Viridiplantae; Streptophyta; Magnoliopsida; Malvales; Malvaceae
Product: OVARIAN TUMOR DOMAIN-containing deubiquitinating enzyme 9-like
Exons: 10
Coding region: 109-1146 (345 amino acids)
Biological process (GO): protein deubiquitination
Molecular function (GO): cysteine-type deubiquitinase activity
Source: RefSeq, a predicted model, not a curated record
GUGCUAAUUGUGAUUAAUUUACUUUAUGUUCUUGUCUGCAGAAUUCCUUUUGUGGAGUAUACAUAUUCAGUUAGGAACGUGAACGGUGUUGUCUUAUAAAUUUUAAUAAUGAUUACAUGUGAUAUAGAUCCUGAUGUUGUUCGAUGGGGUCUCCAAGAUCUACAAGUUUGUGUAUUAGGCCAUUCUGGUGCCAGUGGAAGUGUCACUCAGUAUGACAAAGAUGAUAGUCAAACUGGAUAUAUAAGAGAGGGUUAUCAAGAACCUGAACCUGAACAUGUAAAUGUGGAGAAUGAUGCGGUUAUUGCACAUGCCCUUCAAGAGGAACUUUCACGACUUGCUGCUGCAGAGGCAUCUGGAUUUAACAAUCUUUGCCAAGAUUCCAUUCUUGCUCAAGAUUGGGUUGUUCUUCCCGGAACACAAUGUAGUUCUGGUGGAAAUGAAGUUAAGCAUGGAAAGUGGGAUAUAAAUGAUCCUAUCAUAAGUAGAUGUGAACAAGGUGGUGACUCUGACAUGGGAGACAAAAUUUCUCUAGGUGAAGACAUGUUGCGCAUUGAUAUAAUCGAUCAGUCAUCUGUUAUUGAUGGUCAAGUAGAGAAGAGGUUGAAUGACAUGGUUGCUAUUCCUCAUGUACCUAAAAUUAAUGGAGAAAUACCAUCAGUUGAUGAAGAAACUUCAGACCAUCAAAGGCUGCUUGAUAGGUUGCAGUUGUAUGGUCUGGUUGAGAAUAAGGUUCAAGGUGACGGUAACUGUCAGUUUCGUUCAUUAUCAGAUCAACUUUACCGUUCUCAAGAUCACCACAAGUUUGUGAGACGGCAAGUUGUUUAUCAGCUUACAUCGAAUUCAGAGAUGUACGAGGGUUAUGUUCCAAUGGCUUAUGGUGACUAUUUGAAGAAAAUGAACAAGAAUGGGGAAUGGGGUGAUCACGUUGCGUUGCAAGCAGCUGCAGAUCUGUAUGGCGUAAAGAUAUUUGUAUUAACUUCCUUUAAGGAUACAUGUUAUAUUGAGAUCCUUCCACAUCGUCCAAAGUCUGAACGAAUUAUUUUCUUGAGUUUCUGGGCUGAGGUGCACUAUAAUUCGAUUUAUCCCGAAGAAGGUAAUCCUAAACACAGCAACAUGCAUAUAUUUAAACUUUGUUGCGAUUCUUAAUUUAACCCGAGUAGCAUAGAAAUAUUAUUUUGAGUUUGCUUGUCUAUUUAUCUACUCCAUGGUUUUAAGAAAUGAAUACGGGUACUUGUUUCUGUUUUUAAUGCAUUUAUUUCUCCAAAUAGACAUUAUUUU